AUGCGCUUCAAGACGCAGAUACGAAACGUGAGCGUCUUUUCGAAGUUCUGUGCCUCACUAGCAUCCCUCGACGCUCUAGCACUCUGCCGUCUCACCGACGAAGAUGUCCAAUUCACAGUCAUCCCCGACAAGGGCAGUCAGAUGUGGAGCAGUCUCAAGCUCGACACUGUCUUCGAGAACUACAUCAUCCAAAGCGCCGCCGAGAAGAACACGAUCAAUCUCGAAGUGCCUAUCCAAGCGCUCCAGCGGGCACUCAAGUCAGCACUCAAUGCCACGUCUGUGCAGAUCCGGCUUACCAAGAAGGACAACGUGCCGAUGCUAUCCCUUACGAUCGUGACCAACAGCAUCACCAGUGGCAACGGCGUGGUUGCACCUGGGUCGUCUGCACGGAUUAGUGAUGAGUAUGGCGACUUUGAUCUCGCUGAGGACAUUGAAGGAUUUGGAGAUGGAUCAGUGAUUACUGGCCGAGAGCGGGAGACACUGAUCACCCAAGACGUCCCGGUGAAGGUGCUCGCCCAGCAGACUGUGGCGCAUCUACAUGAGCCCAUCACCCCACCGUCCGACGUCAACAUCUUUCUUCCAAGUCUGGCCCAAGUCAAGAGUGUUUCCGAAAGAUUCACCAAGCUGGCACUCGCGACCACGAAGUCAUCUACCAGUACCGCAGCUCCACGACUGGAGCUGAGUGCUAAUAUGCACGGCACGUUCAAGAUAGCUAUCACAACCGAUGCCCUAUCGAUUUCCAGCAAAUGGACCGGAUUGACGCAUCCGGAGCUGGAGCCGAGCAUGUUUGAGAAUGGAUCACAGGGCGUUAGAGACGAUCCUAGCACCAAGAAGAAGGAGUUGGGCGGUGCUGAUGGCCAAAAUCCGGCUGGAUGGACGACCGUGAGGAUUGAUGGGAAGGACUUCAAUCGUGUGCUCAGUGUGGGACGACUGAAUUCUCGUGUGAUUGCGACUUUCAUUCCCGAGCAUGGACUGGUGCUGUAUGUCUAUUUACCGAAUGAUGAGAAUCCUGCAGAAGAAUCUGUUCUUACGUACUACAUCAGCUCAUUCAGUGCUUGA
This is a messenger RNA of Cyphellophora attinorum, 1059 nucleotides long. RefSeq names its product Checkpoint protein hus1. The record is from RefSeq and is a predicted model, not a curated record. The transcript has 2 exons. Bases 1 to 1059 code for a protein of 352 amino acids. NCBI's taxonomy places the organism in Eukaryota, Fungi, Ascomycota, Eurotiomycetes, Chaetothyriales, Cyphellophoraceae. Gene Ontology annotation, biological process: mitotic intra-S DNA damage checkpoint signaling; meiotic DNA integrity checkpoint signaling; double-strand break repair via homologous recombination. Gene Ontology annotation, cellular component: checkpoint clamp complex; nucleolus; site of double-strand break.